Anguilla rostrata (American eel) is the source of this 2566-nucleotide messenger RNA. It is a transcript of the gene ampd1, whose product is annotated as adenosine monophosphate deaminase 1 (isoform M). The coding region runs from base 116 to 2326 and encodes 736 amino acids. The record is from RefSeq and is a predicted model, not a curated record. Gene Ontology annotation, cellular component: cytosol. Gene Ontology annotation, biological process: AMP metabolic process; IMP salvage. The transcript is spliced from 16 exons. NCBI's taxonomy places the organism in Eukaryota, Metazoa, Chordata, Actinopteri, Anguilliformes, Anguillidae. Gene Ontology annotation, molecular function: AMP deaminase activity.
AAUAUUUCAGUGGAGGGUCCGGGAGUUCCACACUUACUCGCCUCGUCGCCCCGGUGCCUGACCAGCCCAGCUCAGUCCUCAGGGAAGGCGUUUUUGACGGGAACCAGUUGCCAACAUGUCUAAAGUUAAAAUGCCAGCGAGGUUGGAGAAGACGGACGAACACAUGCGCGCCUUCGCUGAGAAGGUGUUUGCGUCCGAGACAAAGGACGAGGACGUCCGGGAGGAAAUGUCUCUGUUCGACGUGGCGGAGGACUGUCCGAUCGUCCAGCACCAACUGACCCAACACCUGCACGCUGAAUCAAGCAAGAACACAGAGAAACGGAAGAAGCUCAUGAGCCGGGUGCAGAUUGCCCCGAUGCUCGUUACCAUGGCUGAGGUGUCGCAGACGGUGGAGCUGGACACGCCCCUCUACCUGGAAGUACCUGCAUUCCAGAGAGUCGCCAUUGUCGGGGAUUAUGCAUCCGGGGUAACGCUGGAUGAUUUCGAGCUGUCCUGUAAAGGCCUGCACCGAGCCCUGGCCAUCCGGGAGAAGUACAUGAGAAUGGCGUACCAGCGCUUUCCCAGCAUCGUCUCCCAGUACCUGCGCGACCUGGAGGGCGGGGUGUGGAAGAGCGAGGACCAGGUGCUGCCAGUGUUUACGCCCCCGCCCAAAAAGGAUGAGGACCCCUUCUGUACCAAAUCUCUGCCCGAGAACCUGGGCUAUGUGGCGCGGAUGCGCGACGGUCUCAUCUACGUUUACAAUGACGAGGAGGCCGCCAACCAGCACAAGCCCAAAGACCUGCCCAGGCCCGACUACAACACCUUCAUCGAUGACAUGAACUUCCUCAUCGCCUUGAUUGCGCAGGGGCCCGCUAAGACGUACACCCACCGUCGUCUCAAGUUCCUCAUGUCCAAGUUCAACGUCCAUGAGAUGCUGAAUGAGAUGGAGGAGUUGAAGGAACUUAAGAACAAUCCCCACAGGGAUUUCUACAACUGCAGGAAGGUGGACACUCACAUCCACGCGGCCGCCUGCAUGAACCAGAAACACCUGCUGCGCUUCAUCAAGAAGUCGUACCGCGUGGACUCGGAUCGCGUGGUGCAGAACAUUAACGGCAAAGACGUCACGAUGAAGGAGCUGUUCGAGAAGCUCAAGCUGCACCCGUACGACCUCACGGUGGAUUCGCUGGACGUGCACGCCGGUAGGCAAACCUUCCAGCGUUUUGACAAGUUCAACGCCAAAUACAACCCUGUGGGCGCCAGUGAGCUGCGCGAUCUCUACAUGAAGACUGAGAACCACAUCAAUGGAGAAUACUUUGCCACUAUCAUUAAGGAAGUGGCCAGUGACCUUGAGGAUGCCAAAUACCAGUAUGCUGAGCCUCGCCUAUCCAUCUACGGUUGCAACCCUGCUGAGUGGGCCAAGCUGGCUGGCUGGUUCAAUAAGCACCGUGUAUUCUCCCCCCAGCUCAAGUGGAUGAUCCAGGUUCCCAGAAUUUAUGACAUCUUCAGGGGCAGGAACUUUGUGCCGCACUUUGGAAAAAUGCUGGAGAAUAUCUUCCUCCCGGUCUUCCAGGCGACCAUUGACCCCCAAAGCCACCCGGAGCUGAGCAUCUUCCUCAAACAUGUAACUGGGUUUGACAGUGUUGAUGACGAGUCCAAGCACAGUGGACACAUGUUCUGCUCCAAGAGCCCCAAGCCAGAGGAGUGGGACAUUGCCAAAAACCCAUCCUACACCUACUACAUCUACUACAUGUAUGCCAACAUUAUGGUUCUGAACCAGCUGCGCAAGCAGAGGGGGAUGAACACCUUCCAAUUCAGACCUCACUGUGGAGAGGCUGGGGCCAUCACUCACCUUCUGGCCUGCUUCAUGACCGCUGACAACAUCUCUCACGGACUCAACCUGAAGAAGGGCCCUGUCCUGCAGUAUCUGUACUUCCUGGCCCAGAUACCCAUUGCCAUGUCUCCACUGAGCAACAACAGCCUCUUCCUGGAGUAUGCCAAGAACCCUCUCCUUGAGUUCCACAAGAAGGGGCUUGUGGUGUCUCUGUCCACCGAUGACCCUAUGCAGUUCCAUUAUACCAAGGAGCCACUGAUGGAGGAGUACGCCAUUGCGGCUCAGGUGUUUAAGCUCAGCACCUGUGACAUGUGCGAGAUCUCCAGGAACAGCGUCCUGCAGAGUAGUCUAUCCCAUGAGGAGAAGGUUCACUUCCUGGGCCCCAACUACCUGAAGGAUGGCCCGGAGGGCAACGACAUCCGCAAGACCAACGUAGCCCAAAUCCGCAUGGCCUACCGCUAUGAGACCCUGUGCUAUGAACUCAACCUUAUCAAGGAGGGCGUCAAAUCUGAGUGAAAGUGUCACACACUCCCCUCACGGUCCAUGGCCCAGCACACCUGAGGGGGGGGGGGUUGGCUGGGGAGCUUCAAGGCGUGCUGGAAUAAUAAUGUUUCCAUCUGCAACUCCCAAGAUUCAGCACGCAAUUCCACUUUCAUAAUCCAAAAGCAAUAAAAUUUUUUAGAGUAAUAAUGCAAUCUGAACCACUGCACGAAUGAGGUGGGCCUGUACUGGCGUCAUUACACUUGUUCCCAGAUA